This is a messenger RNA of Drosophila serrata, 6681 nucleotides long. It is a transcript of the gene Brr2, whose product is annotated as U5 small nuclear ribonucleoprotein l(3)72Ab. The record is from RefSeq and is a predicted model, not a curated record. Gene Ontology annotation, molecular function: ATP binding; nucleic acid binding; DNA helicase activity. Gene Ontology annotation, cellular component: nucleus. Gene Ontology annotation, biological process: resolution of meiotic recombination intermediates. NCBI's taxonomy places the organism in Eukaryota, Metazoa, Arthropoda, Insecta, Diptera, Drosophilidae.
CACUGCAGACCACAAACAGCGGCUUUUCACGUUUUCUUUCGCAAAAAAACUAUAAAAAUAGGUUAAUUUAAGUAUUAAAUACCUUUGCAAAACACACAACAGUCAUGGCGGAUGCCGCAGCACGUCAGCUGCAGUACGAGUACAAGGCGAACUCCAAUCUUGUGCUGCAAGCCGAUGUCCGACUCAUUGAACGGCCGCGUCGCGAUGAGGCCACUGGCGAGGUGUGCUCCCUGGUGGGAAAGCUAGACGGCACCCGGAUGGGCGAUCGAUACCAGCGCACCAAACCGGAGAAGACGGAGGAGCGCAAAGUAAAGCGGCAGAAGCGCGACGAGGCGCAGUACGACUUUGAGCGUAUGAAGGGCGCUACGUUGCUGUCCGAGGGCAUCGAUGAGAUGGUUGGUAUUGUGUACCGUCCGAAGACGCAGGAAACCCGCCAAACCUACGAGGUGCUGCUCAGUUUCAUCCAGGAAGCUCUUGGGGAUCAGCCUCGGGAUAUCCUGUGCGGCGCCGCCGAUGAGAUCUUAGCUGUGCUAAAGAAUGAUCGUCUGAAGGAUCGGGAGCGUAAGAGGGAUGUGGACAGUUUGUUGGGCUCGGUCACCGACGAGCGGUUUGCUCUGCUCGUCAACCUUGGCAAGAAGAUCACAGACUUUGGCAGCGACGCUGUUAAUGCGCUGACUGCGGCGCCAAACAACGAGGAGCAGAUCGACGAAACCUACGGCAUCAACGUACAGUUCGAGGAGUCCGAAGAGGAGAGCGACAAUGACAUGUACGGCGAGAUCCGUGACGACGAGGGCCAGGAUGAGGGCGAAGAGGCGCGCAUUGAUCACACCCUGCAUGCAGAGAAUCUUGCUAAUGAGGAGGCGGCGAACAAUGUGAAGAAAGACCGCUCCCUGCAUCCACUGGACAUAGACGCUUAUUGGCUGCAGCGUUGUCUGAGCAAGUUUUACAAGGACGCCAUGGUGUCGCAGAGCAAGGCGGCCGAUGUGCUCAAGAUCCUCAAAGAUGCCGCUGACGAGCGAGACUGCGAGAACCAAUUGGUGCUCCUGCUGGGCUACGAUUGUUUUGAUUUCAUCAAACAGUUGAAGGUGAACCGACAGAUGAUCCUGUACUGCACCAUGUUGGCCUCGGCCCAAACGGACAGCGAACGCCAAAGAAUACGCGAGAAAAUGCGUGGUAACUCAGCGCUGGCCAAGAUUCUCAGACAGCUGGACACUGGCAAGUCCGAGGAGCAGGAGGAGGGUGAGACCCGGGGAAGCAAACGCGGCAAAGGUGAUUCCGAGGAUGGAGGAGCAGCAGCUGCUGGUCAGGUGGCUGGUGUUCGCCAGCUUCUUGAAUUGGAUGAACUGGCCUUCACACAGGGAUCUCAUUUCAUGGCUAACAAGCGGUGCCAGCUGCCGGAUGGUUCGUACAGGAAGCAGCGCAAGGGCUACGAGGAGGUGCAUGUGCCGGCUUUGAAGCCAGUGCCCUUCGACUCCAACGAGGAGCUGCAGCCUGUGGAUAAGCUGCCGAAGUAUGUCCAGCCUGUGUUCGAGGGCUUCAAGACGCUCAACCGCAUCCAGAGUCGCUUGUACAAGGCCGCGCUGGACAGUGAUGAGAAUAUGCUGCUGUGUGCACCCACCGGAGCGGGUAAGACCAAUGUGGCGCUGCUCACCAUGAUGCGGGAAAUCGGUAAGCACAUAAACGAGGACGGCACCAUCAAUGCGCAGGACUUCAAGAUCAUCUACGUGGCCCCCAUGAAGUCGUUGGUGCAGGAAAUGGUGGGCAAUUUCGGACGUCGUCUUGCCUGCUAUAACCUCACGGUCUCCGAGUUGACCGGCGACCAUCAGCUGACCAGGGAGCAAAUUGCAGCCACCCAGGUUAUAGUUUGCACCCCGGAGAAGUGGGAUAUCAUCACGCGAAAGGGCGGAGAGCGAACCUUUGUGAGCCUGGUGCGCUUGGUCAUCAUCGAUGAAAUCCAUUUGCUGCACGACGAGCGAGGUCCGGUGUUGGAGGCUUUAGUGGCGCGUACCAUUCGUAAUAUUGAGACCACUCAGGAGGAGGUGCGUCUAGUGGGACUGUCGGCCACGCUGCCCAAUUACCAGGAUGUGGCUACUUUCUUGCGCGUAAAGCCGGACAAGGGACUCUUCUACUUCGACAACAGCUAUCGACCAGUGUCUCUGGAGCAGCAGUACAUCGGUGUGACCGAGAAAAAGGCUCUGAAGCGCUUCCAGGUGAUGAACGAGAUCGUCUACGAGAAGACUAUGGAGCAUGCCGGCAGAAAUCAAGUGCUGGUCUUUGUACACUCGCGCAAGGAGACCGGCAAAACGGCCAGGGCGGUGAGGGACAUGUGCCUGGAGCAGGACACUCUCGGCAGCUUCCUGAGGGAGGGAUCUGCCAGCAUGGAAGUGCUUCGCACUGAGGCCGAGCAAGUAAAGAACACCGAGUUGAAGGAACUGCUGCCCUACGGCUUUGCCAUCCAUCAUGCUGGAAUGACGCGUGUGGAUCGUACCCUUGUUGAGGAUCUCUUUGCGGACCGGCACAUCCAGGUUCUGGUUUCCACAGCCACUUUGGCCUGGGGUGUGAAUCUGCCGGCGCACACGGUAAUCAUCAAGGGAACGCAAGUCUACAACCCGGAGAAGGGUCGCUGGGUAGAGUUGAGUGCUCUGGAUGUCCUGCAGAUGUUGGGUCGCGCCGGACGACCGCAGUACGAUACCAAAGGCGAGGGCAUUCUCAUCACCAACCAUAGCGAGCUGCAGUUCUAUCUCUCCCUGCUCAACCAGCAGCUUCCCAUCGAGUCGCAGUUCAUCUCCAAGCUCCCGGACAUGCUGAACGCAGAGAUUGUUCUGGGAACAGUGCAGCAUCUGCAGGACGCAGUUAAUUGGCUUGGCUAUACUUACCUCUACAUCAGAAUGUUAAGGAAUCCCACCUUGUACGGAGUAUCACAUGACGCGAUCAAGGCUGAUCCCCUGUUGGAACAGCACCGUGCGGAUUUGCUCCACACCGCUGCCUGUUGUCUGGAGAGGAGUGGCCUGGUCAAGUACGAACGGAAGACGGGACACUUUCAGGUCACCGAUCUCGGCCGGAUUGCUUCUCACUAUUACCUAACGCACGAGACCAUGCUGACGUACAACCAAUUGCUAAAGCAAACGCUUAGCGAGAUCGAGCUGUUUCGUGUGUUUUCUUUAUCCUCCGAAUUCCGACACAUCUCGGUGCGAGAGGAGGAGAAACUGGAGCUGCAGAAGCUUAUGGAACGAGUCCCUAUACCCAUCAAGGAGUCGAUCGAGGAGCACAGCGCCAAGGUAAACGUGCUGCUGCAGGCCUAUAUCUCGCAAUUGAAGUUGGAGGGUUUCGCUUUGAUGUCAGACAUGGUGUUCAUCACCCAAUCCGCUGCCCGUUUAAUGCGUGCCAUCUUCGAGAUAGUCCUGACCCGAGGCUGGGCCCAACUAGCGGACAAAACGCUGACGCUAUGCAAGAUGAUUGACCGACGCAUGUGGCAAUCCAUGACGCCGCUGCGCCAGUUCAAGAAGAUGCCCGAUGAGAUAGCCAAGAAGCUGGAGAAGAAGCACUUCCCAUGGGCCAGGCUCUACGACCUGGAGCCCCACGAACUGGGCGAGCUGAUUCGCGUACCCAAAUUGGGCAAGACGAUUCACAAGUUCGUGCAUCAGUUCCCCAAGCUGGAGCUCUCCACGCACAUUCAGCCCAUAACCAGGGGAACACUCAGGGUGGAGCUUACCAUUACACCCGAUUUCCAGUGGGACGAGAAGGUUCACGGCCAGUCUGAGGGAUUCUGGGUGCUCAUUGAAGACGUGGACUCGGAACUCAUACUUCAUCACGAGUUCUUCCUGCUAAAGCAGAAGUAUUCCCAGGACGAGCACCAGUUGAAGUUCUUCGUGCCCGUUUUUGAGCCCCUGCCGCCACAGUACUUCCUCCGGAUUGUCUCAGAUCGCUGGAUCGGUGCGGAGACCCAGUUGCCCGUGUCCUUCCGUCACCUCAUUCUGCCCGAGAAGAAUAUGCCGCCGACAGAGCUGCUGGAUCUGCAACCGCUGCCCAUUAGUGCUUUGCGUCAGCCAAAGUUUGAGGCUUUUUACUCGCAGCAAUUUCCGCAGUUUAAUCCCAUACAGACGCAGGUUUUCAACGCGGUCUAUAAUAGCGACGAGAACGUCUUUGUUGGAGCCCCGACUGGCUCUGGCAAGAUGACCAUUGCCGAGUUUGCCAUUAUGCGAUUAUUCACCACACAAUCGGAUGCCAGAUGCGUGUACCUGGUUUCCCAGGAGGCUCUGGCUGAUCUGGUCUUUGCGGACUGGCACGGAAAGUUUGCGGCGCUGGACAUCAAGGUCGUCAAGUUGACGGGCGAAACUGGAACGGAUCUCAAGCUGAUAGCCAAGGGACAGUUGGUGAUCACAACGGCGGACAAGUGGGAUGUGUUGUCUCGCCGAUGGAAGCAGAGGAAGAAUGUGCAGCUGGUGAACCUGUUUAUUGUGGACGAACUACAACUGGUGGGCGGCGAGGAUGGGCCUGUGCUCGAAAUUGUGUGCUCUAGGAUGCGGUACAUUAGCUCACAGAUUGAGAAGCAGAUCAGAAUUGUGGCUCUUUCCGCCUCGCUGACCGAUGCUAGGGAUGUGGCCCAGUGGCUCGGAUGCAAUCCCAAUGCCACCUUCAACUUCCAUCCGAGUGUGCGUCCCAUUCCCUUGGAGUUGCACAUCCAGGGAUUUAAUGUCACCCACAACGCCACCAGAAUUGCCACCAUGUCGAAACCCGUUUACAAUGCCAUCCUGAAGUACAGUGUCCACAAGCCGGUUAUUGUGUUCGUAUCUUCGAGAAAACAGGCCCGGCUUACGGCGAUCGAUAUUCUUACCUAUGCUGCUUCGGACUUGCAACCGAAUCGCUUCUUCCACGCCGAGGAGGAGGACAUCAAGCCGUUCCUGGAGCGAAUGACGGAUAAAACUUUGAAGGAAACUCUAGCCCAAGGAGUGGCGUACCUACACGAGGGUCUAUCCUCCUCCGAUCAUCGCCUGGUGGAGCAGCUGUUCGACUCGGGAGCCGUGCAAGUGGCCGUUGUGUCCCGAGAUCUCUGCUGGGGAAUGAGCAUAUCCGCUCACUUGGUGAUCAUUAUGGACACACAGUUUUACAAUGGCAAGAAUCAUUCUUACGAGGAUUACCCCAUAACGGACGUGCUGCAAAUGAUCGGAAGAGCUAACCGGCCCAAUGAGGAUGCGGAUGCCAAAUGCGUCCUGAUGUGUCAGAGCAGCAAGAAAGACUUCUUCAAGAAGUUCAUCAAUGAGCCGCUGCCAAUCGAAAGCCACUUGGAUCACCGAAUGCACGAUCACUUUAACGCUGAGGUGGUGACCAAGACGAUUGAGAACAAACAGGAUGCCGUGGACUACCUCACGUGGACUUUCCUCUACCGAAGACUAACCCAGAAUCCGAACUAUUACAAUCUCCAAGGUGUCACGCAUCGCCAUCUAUCCGAUCAUCUGUCCGAGUUGGUGGAGAACACUCUGAGCGACCUAGAGCAGUCGAAGUGCAUAAGUGUAGAGGAUGACAUGGACACGCUGCCCCUCAAUCUGGGCAUGAUUGCGGCCUAUUAUUACAUCAACUACACGACUAUUGAACUCUUUAGUUUGUCGCUGAACAGCAAAACAAAAGUGCGUGGCCUGCUGGAGAUAAUCUCAUCGGCAGCGGAGUACGAGGAUGUGGUGGUCAGGCAUCAUGAAGAGCAGGUCCUGCGCACACUGUCUCAGCGAUUGCCGAACAAGCUUACGGGACCCAAUGAAACGGCUCCAAAGUUCAACGACCCCCAUAUUAAGACCAAUUUGCUGCUCCAGGCCCAUCUCUCGCGUCUGCAGUUGGGACCUGAGCUCCAGGGCGAUACGGAGCAGAUACUUAGCAAGGCCAUUCGACUCAUACAGGCCUGUGUAGAUGUGCUCAGUUCGAACGGUUGGCUCUCGCCGGCUGUGGCUGCCAUGGAGCUGGCCCAGAUGGUCACACAGGCCAUGUGGAGCAAGGACUCGUAUUUGCGACAGCUGCCGCACUUCAGUGCCGAAAUAGUCAAGCGGUGCACAGAGAAGAAAAUCGAAACCGUUUUCGAUAUUAUGGAACUGGAGGAUGAGGAUCGCUCGAGGUUGUUGCAGCUUUCGGACUUGCAAAUGGCCGAUGUGGCACGCUUCUGCAAUCGCUAUCCCAACAUUGAACUCAACUAUGAGGUAGUGGACAAGGAUCGCAUCAAUUCGGGUUCAACUGUCAAUGUCGUUGUCCAACUGGAGCGUGAGGACGAGGUCACCGGCCCGGUCAUUGCUCCGUUCUUCCCCCAGAAGCGAGAGGAGGGCUGGUGGGUCGUUAUUGGCGAUCCGAAGACCAAUUCCCUGCUAUCCAUCAAGCGUCUGACACUACAGCAGAAGGCAAAGGUUAAGCUGGACUUUGUGGCCCCCAGUCCGGGAAAGCACGACUAUACUCUGUACUACAUGAGCGAUUCCUACCUGGGAUGCGAUCAGGAGUACAAAUUCUCCAUUGAAGUGGGUGACUUCCAAUCGGAGAGCGAAAGCGAGUCGGAUUAGUGCAGAGGAUUGGGCUUAGUUGGGCAAAAAAGAUGAACUACUUUUACAAUUUAACUUUUUCAAUUGUAGUAAUAGAGAAGAGAAAGUAUCUCUACAAAGUAAGCGCAAAAACCAUUAUACAUAAAAUAAACCAAAUUUUUAAAACUAA